This is a messenger RNA of Nezara viridula (southern green stink bug), 237 nucleotides long. The record is from the annotation of a GenBank genome assembly. NCBI's taxonomy places the organism in Eukaryota, Metazoa, Arthropoda, Insecta, Hemiptera, Pentatomidae.
AUGAACCUCAUCCUGAUCCUUAUUCCUGAUGUUCCAGGAUGGACCGAGAGGAAUUCAGACGGCGUGUACAUCGGGACGAUAGAGGAGAGACGGGUGACUCCGUCCAUCGAGCCAGGCUACCUGCGACCCCUUCUUCCUUCGUCGGCGCCGGUUCAGCCUGAGCCCUGGGACGACAUCAUGUCCGACAUCGAGAAGUACAUCAUGCCAGGAGUACGCAUAAGAAAUUACAUACAGUAA